Molecule: messenger RNA, 633 nt
Organism: Musa acuminata AAA Group (dessert banana)
Lineage: Eukaryota; Viridiplantae; Streptophyta; Magnoliopsida; Zingiberales; Musaceae
Exons: 5
Coding region: 1-330 (109 amino acids)
Source: RefSeq, a predicted model, not a curated record
AUGGAUCCUGACCCGAUCCGUGUACGAUUGGAGAUGGGUCUUCUCCGCGAGAACGCCGCAUACUGGUGGCGCGCUUCCGCCUCUUCCCUCGCCUGCCAGCUUGCUGCUAUAUCCACGCUGGCCGGCGGCUUCUACGCUGAAUCUGCCUCUCCUUCUCUUCUUCUGGCUUAUCGGAAGAAGUUUGAAUUGGAAGAGACACAAUCUGAUGAAGUUCAAGGCAUAAACAAGGUGGACUGUGUAAUGCAACAUGCAUGCCAGGAGUGUGGUGCAUCCUUCCGCAAACCAGCACAUAUGAAGCAGCAUAUGCUGAGCCACUGCAUCGAGGUAUAAGAGUUGGGCUAUUGAAACAUGUUUGAUUUUGCGUGAAGCACUGGAUCCCAUGCGACAAACUCCAAAAUGCAAAGAGGCUCCAUAGAAUCUUGAAUGGACUAGUAUCAGGAUGGGGGACCUCCUGUGAAGCUCCAUCAAGAAAGCCUCAAUCAGGCAUUUUAAUGAGAGACCUUUUUCCUGCCCGGUGGAUGAUUGCCAUGCUAGUUAUAGAAGAAAGGACCAUUUGACUCACCACUCAUCGACGCACCGAGGACUUUUCACUUGCCCUGGUAGCAAGUGCAAUUGCAAAUUUGGAAUAAAGGC